CGUCUCCUCCAUCUGCCACUCCCUCCACUCCCCACUGCGUCCGCGGCGGUGCAGCCAAACAACCCAAAAAACACAAACAAACAAAAAAAAAAAAACCCUCAAACGACGAUAGCUGCCUCCAUAUUCCGCCGGCAAUGUGACUUUUCCCGGGCUUGGUUUUCUUCUCGAACUCUCUCGCUCCGGGGCUGGACGCCAUCGUCUCCAUUUCAGGUAAAUGAAAUCCCUGCGCCGCUCUUCUUCCCUUGAGGGAGUUGUCACUUUUUCCCCCUUAUUGAUUCUCGCUUGCUGCCACUCCUGAUUCUACGGUUUUGUUUCGGCGAUCAUUUUGUUUGUCGAAAUGGUUUUUUUUUUCCUGGGCUUGAAACGAGCGAGCGAGAGGAGUUUUGUGUGGUAGGCAGUUGGGUUUUCGGGUUUAGCUAGCUUGGCUUGUGAAAAAUGUGCUUUGCUUGGCUCUCUAUCGUUCAUCUUUUCCCGUGGGUUCUUUCUGUCGAGAUUAUAGAUGGAGCAAUGGUGGUACCUGAAUUACUGUAUUUCCUUGGCUCGUUCUUCAUGAUCGCUUGACCAAUUUUGGGUCCCUCUUUAAUUUCUCUCAAUUUGGCUUUGACAUUUAGUUUGUUUGGCAUUGUAGAGGUUGCUGCUAUAAGCUCUUUGGCUUUGGGAGGGGCAUUCAUCUCGUUGUUGGUAGAAGGGGGUGGAAAAUGGCUGCCAAUAAAACUUGGAGUGCCAACCUAGUGUCUUCGUUUGUCUCACCAAAAGCUAAAGGGAGUAAGAACAAGAGGAAAAUAGUUGAUCCUGCAGAAACCAUGGCUAGUACUCCUGCUUCAACACCUGCAAAGUGCCCUUCCAAUGGGACCUCUUCUGAGAAUGUUUCAGACCCUGUAAGUAAUGUAGGGUUCAGUCAAUCUAAACUUGCAGCGGAGGAGACCCUAGAUGGUGACUGGGUUGAGCCUAUUGCAGCCCAACUCGAGCCGUUGUUGUCCUCUAACCUCCAAAUGGUCUUUCAGUGUGCAAUCAAGCAGGUUGUUGAUGAUGGGUAUAACCAAAAUAUCGCUCGACUGACAGUUUCAAGGUAUGGUCUCUAUCAACAAGGUGAAGAUGACCUUGUCUCAAAGACUGUGAGUGAUACUCUCAGCCUUUUAAAGAGAGAGAGGAAAUUUGAUUGUUCAAGGGAUUUUGUGUUUGAGGAAUUGCAACAGUUAGUGGAGUACACACUGGUGGAGAUGAUGAAUGUGCUUAUGGAGGUCAAACCAUGGCUUUCCACUUCUGAAGCAAUGUGGCUGUUGUUACUCUGUGAUAUGGACAUUGCACAGGCAUGCACAGCUGAUCCUUUGAUUGGAUUGGGCUCCAAGAAUGACAUAGUAGCAGAUGAUGCUUCCUCUGGAUCUACUGCUGCCACCCAACCAAAACCAGCGGUUGAAAGCAGCAAUACUAAACCUUCUAAAGCGAAGGAACAAGGAAAUAUGAAAAAACCAUUGCCAUGUGAUGUUAUAGCUGAGGCACUUGCAUUUGGAAGCUUCCCAAGUUUGGAAAAUAGCUCCAGAAGCACAACUCUUGCCCCUAAAGGCCAGCAAACUCAAGGAAGCUUGCACCAGUCCUUGGUUGGCACCCUGGGAGCAGCCGUCCAAACUACCACCUCCCAAGUCCAUCUCCCUCAAGGAAAAGUACGGACUAGCCGAAAGGUGCUUAGCAAGAAGGAACUUGUUGCUUGUCAGAAGUCCUUACGUAGCAUGGACAGAGCUCUCAAGAAUUCUGGUAAGCUCUCUUUGAGGUCAGGAAGCAUAACCGCUGUUAGUGGCAUUAUUGUGGAGAAGACAAUGAAGCCCCCCUCUGCAUCAUCAUCGAUGAAUGGAGUCGCUUCUUCGAAAACAAAUUCUGUGGGAGAAGGCCCUCAAGCAGCUGGUGGUGAUCCAUCUCCUACAAAUUCAGGUUCAACUGAUGACCAAUUAAAAGUGUCUGCAUCAGCUGAACAAAAUGGCACCAAAUCUGCUGCUUCUGCAGAAAGGGUUGCUCCAAUUACACCUAAGAAACUACCAGCUGAGUAUUGUACUGGAAUUCCUUUUGAUAAGUCCCUGGGGAAGUACAUCCCACGUGAUAAGAAAGAUGAGUUGACCCUAAAAUUAGUGAAAAGACUAGAAGGCCUGCAGAAUGAGGUUCAGAGUUGGAUUGAAUGGGCUAAUGAAAAGGUUUUACAGGCAGCUCAACGUCUUAGCAAGGAUAUGCACGAUCUGAGAGUACUAAGACAGGAGAAAGAAGAGGCAGAACAGCUCGCCAAAGACAGCAAGGUACUCGAGGAGAAUGCUCUGAAAAGGGUGGCAGAGAUGGAUAUGGCUGUAGUUAAUUCUACUGAUCAGAUUGAGAAGGCUAAUGCUGCUAUUAAUGGUCUUGAAGCACAGCGAAAGCUUUUGAAGAAAUACAUGGAGGCUGCUAAACUUCAGGCUUCUGAGUCAGCUGCUAGGUGUCAGAACGCUUUUGAGAGAGAACAGAAAGCCAUGAAGGAUAGUCAAUGUUGGGAGAGGGAGAGAAUUUUCUUGCAAGAGGAACUUCAAACCCACAAGCAGAAGGUGGCUGAAGUACAAACGUUGGUAGACAAGGCAAAGAAUGUCCAGAACCAAAUUGAGAAGCAAUGGAAGCAAGAGAGAACAGAGAAAGAGAAGAUACUCGCACAUGUUGCUUCCAUGCGAAUGGAACUACAACGUCUCGAAGAUGCAGGGCAAGCAGAGCAGGAUAUGAUUAAACAGAAAGCAGAACGCCGGCUGAACAAGUACAUAGUAGACAUCAAGGAGCUCGAGAAAGAAAUAUCUGAAUUGCAGCUAAAAAACGAUGCUUCGAGAAUUGAAUCUCUCAGAAGGGGGGCAGAGGCGAACAAAGAUGGGAGCUCAGACGAGAAAGGAAAUGUUGGGGGGCUUAGGCGGGAGAGGGAAUGCGUGAUGUGCUUAUCAGAGGAAAUGUCGGUAGUUUUCCUCCCAUGUGCGCAUCAGGUUCUGUGUCUGAAAUGCAGUGAUCUCCAUGAGAAUCAUGGAAUGGUGGAUUGCCCUGCUUGCAGAACACCCAUUCAGCAGAGGGUUCGUGCCCGUUUUGGCAGGAGGUGAUUGACUCAUAUACAGCAGGAACAGGGAAGUUUUACAUUGUCAAGCGUGGUUUUGCAAGAAUUUAUACAGUUCGCCAUUGCUUUUUAGAUGGUUUAUGGGGCUUGAACAGUAUUUUUGUAUAGAGUAGAGAUGAUAGAACUAGACUCAAGGGAGGGAACCAAAGGUGGGAAGGGGGCACAGGUGAGGGAAAAUGUGUUUUGGGGGAGAAGACAUAACAAAAGGGUUUAGAAAAAACAAAGAAACUUAAGCGUAGCAAACAGUUUUAGGCUUGAGAAAAUGUAGUUGGUAGUUUUAUCCGUGUAAAUGUCUGUUUGUCAGUUUGUCUCUUUCGUUUCUCCUCUCCUGGAAGCUGAAAAACGAUUAGACUCUGACGAGAUACAACUGAUAGGUUCUUUUUCUCUUGUUUUUUCUCUUGUUUUCUGUUUCAAGUUUUCAUCUCCCCGUCCUCAACAUCGAUUAAUGCUAUGAUUUGAACUUCAUCUCACUCAGUUUAUAUAUCAAAUUGUUCAUAUUUACCACUAAAACAAAUUUCAUAGCUUGCCGGUCAAUUUUCUUUUAACAAAAGUUAAUCGAAUAGACCGUUAGGACAAAAAAAAAUCAAAGGAUUGACAUGAUGUCGGAUACAAAGAAAUGGCAUUUCUAUCCACCAAAUGGGCUACUCUAUUGCUAAUCUGACCUAUAAAUCGUACGUGAAAAUCAUUGUGCAGUGCCAGACACCACAAAACUUCCUCAAAAAUAGCCCCAAAUGAAUUGUCUCGCGCCUAUCAGCCAGGUUUAUUUUAUCAAUGACCACUUUCGCUCAUCUCCCUACAAACAUACAUGAGAGAGACCACAAUUAGACACUACUGGAUGGCCUACCGAAGGACUAGGAGUUCUACUUAGUUAGGAUCAUCAAUAUCUUCCUAAUAUAUUAAGAUAAAUCGAGAUUUUGAUUACAUUGGAGAUAGGGUCGGAUAGGAGUAGGACUUCUAGAUUAGGCCAAACCAUUGAAAUAAUAGAACUUGCAUUAGCUACGUCUUUGAAUAGUAUAGGAAACUGUACUUAAUUGCUUAAGUCGGCAAAAAGUUUUGGAGUUUUCCUAAAUGGUAUAAAUAGAAGACCUGGGAAUGAAGGACAUACAGUUGUCGAUAUGUCCGAGUGGUUAAGGAGACAGACUUGAAAUCUGUUGGGCUACGCCCGCGCAGGUUCGAACCCUGCUGUCGACGUUUAUUUUUUCUCCCACUGUUAGUUUUUCCCAUCUCUCAAUUUUGAACCAGAUAUCGUUUUCCGUCACACAAAGUCACAAACUAUGGUACCAGCAACUGAAGCAACCCAACAAGUAACGAUCCAGAAUCAUUUUCGUUCAGCAUUGAAAAUCUAAGCAAGAGAAGCCUCUUCAUUUUCCUAGUAUCGACAACUUGAUGGAUUUUGACCCAUAAAUAAGUGAGCCAUUAGGUAUGGCAAUUUCGAUCUGACUCGUUUUACCCGACCUGUUUGGUCUGUUUUGGGCGGGUUCGACCCGCCUCGUAGGCAGGGUGGGGCGUGCAUGGGUACCUCUCGUCGACCUGACCUGCCUUGACCCGCCCUAUUCUCGAACCGUUCUUGCCUACGUUUUACCCGACCUGUUUGGUCUGUUUUGGGCGGGUUCGACCCGCCUCGUAGGCAGGGUGGGGCGUGCAUGGGUACCUCUCGUCGACCUGACCUGCCUUGACCCGCCCUAUUCUCGAACCGUUCUUGCCUACGUUUUACCCGACCUGUUUGGUCUGUUUUGGGCGGGUUCGACCCGCCUCGUAGGCAGGGUGGGGCGUGCAUGGGUACCUCUCGUCGACCUGGCCUGCCUUGACCCGCCCUAUUCUCGAACCGUUCUUGCCUAAAUUACACGUAAGUUUAGUCAAAUUACUUAGAAUUUUCCUCAUAUUACCUCAUAUUUUAGCUAUAAUAAAGUUUUAAAUAAGUG
Linum trigynum is the source of this 5025-nucleotide messenger RNA. The record is from the annotation of a GenBank genome assembly. Lineage: Eukaryota; Viridiplantae; Streptophyta; Magnoliopsida; Malpighiales; Linaceae.